Messenger RNA from Vespa crabro (European hornet), 2846 nucleotides. RefSeq names its product GTP-binding protein Rit2-like (gene Ric). Gene Ontology annotation, cellular component: plasma membrane. Gene Ontology annotation, molecular function: calmodulin binding; GTP binding; GDP binding. Bases 487 to 1239 code for a protein of 250 amino acids. NCBI's taxonomy places the organism in Eukaryota, Metazoa, Arthropoda, Insecta, Hymenoptera, Vespidae. Gene Ontology annotation, biological process: Ras protein signal transduction. The record is from RefSeq and is a predicted model, not a curated record. The transcript has 5 exons.
UUAAAAAUAAUAAACUCAUAGUGAAGACAGUGUUUACCUAUUGCACUUGUAGUUCAUAUUUUGUCCAAUAGCUGUCGCUAAAGUCGGAUAAGCGAUAGAUGGUGAACAACCUUAAUAAUAAUCAAACUGAUUGGUAGAUAAGUUCAUCAAAAUAUCUUAAGAUGUCGCUACUAUUUAUAUAUAUUAAUAUGUGUCAAUAUAUAUUUUUGUCGGAGUCGUAUCGUGGAUCAUCGUGAACGUUCUGUCAGGGCCGUGCUUUUCAGCCAUGCCUUGCUUAACUGUAAAAGAGGAUACGCUUAAAUGAUUCAUUUAAAUAUUAGCCCUUGAAAAAGCCUAGAAAGAAACGUUGCAAUGUAACAUCUCGCAGACGAGAUUAAACAUGAAUCUCAUUUGCUUUAAUAAAAUGGAGUUGGGGUGUUUAUUGAAAAGUAAAUUAUUAUUCGAUCAAAUAUGUCGGUCGUAUUAAAAAAAUUCAAUGGUGAAUAGAUGUGGCAAAAAGGUAACAUUUUCGAUACGUACAAAUUUUUUACAAUGUCACUUGACAUUCUACAAGAAAAAAAUGCAACAAUAAACGGCAAGGGCAAUAUGUCGGUAGUAUCACAGCCUACUACAAGAGGUGGGCUUAGAGUUUACAAGAUAGUUGUCUUGGGUGAUGGUGGUGUUGGAAAAUCAGCUGUAACUUUGCAAUUCGUAAGUCAUAGUUUCCUCGAAUGUCAUGAUCCAACAAUAGAGGAUUCGUAUCAACAACAGACUGUAAUAGAUGGAGAAGCAGCACUUUUAGAUAUUUUAGAUACUGCUGGACAGGUAGAAUUUACUGCAAUGCGUGAUCAGUAUAUGAGGUGUGGCGAAGGAUUCAUGAUAUGUUAUUCUGUAACAGAUAAACAUAGUUUCCAAGAAGCUUUAGAAUAUCGUAAAUCAAUAUCACGUGUACGGCCUAACGAGCAUAUUCCACUUGUAUUGGUUGGUAAUAAAUUUGAUUUACAGCAUCAGCGAGAGGUAUCAACAGAAGAAGGUAAAGCGCUUGCAGAACAAUUAGGGUGUCCAUUUUAUGAAACAUCUGCUGCGCUUCGACAAUUCAUAGAUGAUGCUUUUUAUUCAUUAGUUCGACAGAUACGUGCAAAGGAAAGAUCACGUAAUUCAGUUCGAAAACAUAGUCGUUGGUGGCGUCUUCGUUCAAUUUUUGCUUUUAUAUACAGAAGAAAACGAAGACAUCAUCACCACCAUCAUUACUCUCCAUAAUAAUAACCAAUUUUAAAGGAAUUUAUUAGAUAUUUUACAUUAGUGAGAGAUAUAGAAAGAAAAAAAAAGUAACUAACUUUUGGGCUAAAUUACAACGAAGAAAAAGAUUUGAAUGACUUUUAUAUUUUUAGAGUACUUUCCUAGGAAUUAAUAAUUUACUAACAUCACACUGCCUUAUCAUCAAACCUAAAUCAUAGGUAAUUUUGAAAUGAGAAAGUGAAUCGUAUAUUGAGAUGGCAUGUUUGUAUAUUAGAUUUGUGUUACAUCAGUCCAAACUGACAUGCCCAAUAGAACAAUGUUGAACUUAGAAUGUAAUAAAAGAUUCACUUUCACUAUAAAUUAAAAGUUUCAGGUAUUACAGCAAUACAUUCUACAUGACAUUAUUUCGUACAUGUAGCACAUUGUUCUUAAAUAUUACUCAUCUCGAAGGCUGUUGAUAAAUAUAUAAGCUCUUAUUAUUUAUAAGAGCUGAUUAUAUGAAAAAGGAAGUAAAUACCUAAUAUACAUUUCCAGAAGGAGAUCAUUUUUUUUUUGUUUUAUUUUAUUUUAUCUUUGUUUUUUUUUUUUUCUUAUUUAUUUAUUUAUUUAUUUUUUUUUUCCUUUGAUGAAAAAAUACUGCAGAUGAAAAAGAUAUAAUAAUUUCAUUUAACAUUUUUAUCUAACCAAAGAAAUGAAUAUUAUUGGUAUAUUUGCAGAAUGCAUAAAUGGGAAAUCUAAAUUUUUAUAGCAUAUAAAUAAAUGAAUAUAAGACGUUAAAUGAAAAUUUUAUAAAAUAAAUAUUUAAUAUAUAUUGUUUGACUUUUAUGAAAAGUGUAAAAAUUCUAUUCAUCUUCCUUUAAAUGAAAAGGCCUAUAUGAGAAGGCAACAUAAAUAUUGAGAAUAAUUUUUUAUACUAAAUUUAAUACAAAUUAUACUAGGUAUUAUAUAACGAUCAGAAUUGUGUAUAAAAUUUAUAUUUUAAAAAAAUUAUAAUUUAGACUUAAAAGUCGCACAAAAAAAGUACGAACUUUUGGAAGGGGCAGUCUUCAAUCAUGACACAUAUUUACAUUAGUAUAUAACAUUUAGUAAUCCAAAGACCAUAAUAUGUAAAUAUGUAACAGUUGUAGGCUAUCCCUUAAUUUACUAGCUGGCUUGUGGUAUAUACGAUUGUAAAAGAGAUGUCUUUAAUGUUAAAGACAUUUUUAUUUUAAGUUACCACAUAAGAAAAAGAAAAAAAGAACAUGAAUUUACAGAAUAAAUAUCUAGUCGUUACUUAAUAAUGUCCUAGUCAAAAAAAAAAAAUUCUACAUUUUGUUAUAUGGAUAUCAAUAUAGUGUUAAAUCAAGCAGCUUGAAUAUUAUUUAUGUACAAUGUGUAUAUUAAAAUAAAAUCGGCCUUAUAAUGCGUUUUAUAAUACGCACAAUGUACUCAUAAGCAAUAUAAUUAUAUGUAAAUCAUAAUGUCCCUUUAUUAAAUGUGAAUUGAAAUUUAAGUAAUUUAUUAAUUAGUUAUAUAAUAAAGAAAAAGAUAAUAUAUUAUUUUUAACAAAAAACUCUGCAAAUAGAUUGGCAGCAUUAACAAUUACUAUCACUAUGUAUCGUUUUGCAAAUAUAUAAUUUAUAACAUGA